UCAACAUAUUUGUACUUUCCAUGAUGUGUAUAGUAUUUACAAUAUAUGGCAAAAUCUUAUUGGUAUUGUUAUGGGUGUAAGAUUUAACAUUGAAACAGUUAUUCUCAGUAGAGGAUAAGCCAGUAAGCGAACAGGUAAACGUUUCUUUAGGACUUCAUUCCAAUGAGACGCAAAAAAAGGAGCGUGAAACAACUCAACUUUGCUUUUCAUCCUCCAGUUUCGACUGUUUCUGGGUUCUGGUGCCGCUAAACUGUAUUGUUAGAGAUGACGUUCCUAUGGACUGCAGUUGCUUUCUUCCUCUAUGUGAAAAUAGGUGUAGUCCUCAUCCUCUGUCUACCCUUCAUCUCAAUUACCAGAAUGCAAAGUAUCUUCCAGCUGAGAAUAUGGAACAAAAUGUCCAGUAUUUGGACCAAAUUCUUCCUCAACAUCAAAUUAUCCUACAUCAUGAUCAUAAUCCUUAUAGUCCUCUUGAUUGACUCUUUGCGUGAGAUGUGGAAGUAUUCGGAGGUGAAGAACAACAAGGAUGCUAAUCUGCAUCCCGACAUGUUUAACCACCUCCACAUGAAGCUGUUCAGAGCCCAGAGGAACCUCUACAUCUCCGGCUUUUCCCUUUUCCUCUGGCUAGUACUGUGGCGGGUGAUCACUCUGAUCAACCAGCUGGCGACGGCGUCUAGCACCACGGCCUCUCUGCAGACCAAGGCAGAAAGUGCCAACCAAACUGCCAAGAAAUGCAUUGAGGACAACAAGGUACUGAAGCAGACUCUGAUGGAUGGGAAGGGGAACAAGGCCACAGCAGAGGGAAACGAGCUGCUGAGAAAAGAGAUGGAGAAACUGAGAGGAGAACUGAAGGGCUCAGAGGAAGCCUUGAAAAAGUUUKAAUCCAAGAUGGACGCUAUGAAGAAACAAUCCGAUGGACUGACCAAAGAAUACGACCGACUGCUGAAAGAACACCAGAAUCUUCAAGAGAUUGGAGACAAAAAGGAUGAUUGAUCGGGGUUACGACUACAGCGGUCAGAYCAUUUACAGAUUGUACCGAGAAACCAGAAAAAAUACUGUCACACACGCUAUCAUUUUCCUUUGACAUAUUGAAGCACUGUGCAUGAUGUCACCAAAAUACUCCUCCAAAGCACCACUGAGCUGGCAAACAUUAGAUAAAAAGCAUGUUUAUAAUAGAAUAGCUACUACACCAACAUAGAAAAUGUUUUUCUAUUAUUUUCGGACUUUUGGAGAAUGGAUGGCAGUACAAGCUUCAGAUUACAGUGGUCUUCUACUUUGAAUGUGUUUUUGAUGUAAUGGCAAGAUCACCAUUGCAUUCAUAUCAAUGAUGUCUAUAUUCCAGUUUUUUACCUUAGCAACUAUGCAGAUUGAAUUGUAUGUUUUUUUAUAAAACAAAAUUAGCAUUA
Salvelinus sp. IW2-2015 is the source of this 1403-nucleotide messenger RNA. Its product is annotated as B-cell receptor-associated protein 29-like. NCBI's taxonomy places the organism in Eukaryota, Metazoa, Chordata, Actinopteri, Salmoniformes, Salmonidae. Gene Ontology annotation, biological process: intracellular protein transport; endoplasmic reticulum to Golgi vesicle-mediated transport. Gene Ontology annotation, cellular component: endoplasmic reticulum; endoplasmic reticulum membrane. The record is from RefSeq and is a predicted model, not a curated record.